CGUGCCCAUUCCAUGCUAACUUGAUGAGGGAAACGUUUGGACGCGUGUGGCUAUUGUAAAUAGCAAAACCAGGGGGAAAAAAAGGCACUCCGACGUCACUAUUCUACUUAACACGACAUCCCCCGUCGCGUGGUUCACUCCUUGGCUAACCGACACGCGCGUAGUUCUCUGACGGGUGAGUUUUUUCGCCAUGUUCUCGUCUGUCCCCACUCGGUUGUUCGCGGGAAGGUCGCGAAGCUUGUCGCCGUGCAAGCGCGUCCUCCAGACCAGUUCGGCCGCCCCCGCGUGUCAGACCACAACCAGAGAGCCGCAGGCGGAGAAUAACCGCAACCCCAUCGUGUCCACCUCCCGGGUGUCAAGACGGGGGAUUUUGGCGGAUGACAGCGCUGUAAACACCGUGAACCAGUCGGUGCAGUACCACCACCUCGCCCCGGGGUGGCUCUCCACUCUGGAGAACCGCCGCGGUUCGUGGGCCGCCUUGGCCAGCAGAGGGCGCAACAACAACAAGUACUGGGAAGAUGGCGGUCGGAGGACCGGAGGGGACGGCGCCAGCCCGACGGGAAUGGCCUCGGCCGGCCUGCUUUCUGCCGCUGCCGUGGCCUUCUGCCUGAAGAAAGACUCUGAUGACAAAGGUGAUGCCCUUUUGGAGGCCGCGAGGACCAAUAACGCCCAAGACGUGGCCAGGCUCUUGCGGGAAGGAGUGGACCCAAAUCACCGACACCGCCUCGGUUGGACUCCUCUUAUGGUGGCGGCCAUCAACCGUCAGCACAGUGUGGUGAAAGUUCUGCUGGAAGCUGGUGCUGACCCAAAUGCCGGCGAUGACUUCAACAACGUUUAUGACACCUCAAGGGAGAUCGGCAUCCAUUCACUGGAAGUCCUGGUUUCCAGAGAGGACGAGUUCAGCAGCAGGCUCAGCAGCCGGGCCGGCUUCCGAGGCUGUUCGGCGCUUCACUACGCCACCCUGGCCGAUGACCCGUCCACCGUCCGCGUGUUGCUGGAGUUCGGUGCCAACCCUCUGCAGGUCAACGGUUUGGGACACACUGCUCGGGCCUACGCCAAAGACGGGGAAGUGAGCACACUUCUGCAGGAGUGGGAGGGCAAGUUUCAGGAGGCGCAGGCUCGGCAGGAGGCGGAGGAGAGGAGGAGGUUCCCCCUGGAGAGGAGGCUGAAGGAGCACAUCAUCGGACAGGAAGGCGCCAUCAAUACUGUGGCGUCAGCCAUCAGGAGGAAGGAGAACGGCUGGUACGACGAAGAACACCCGCUCGUGUUCCUCUUCCUGGGCUCCUCGGGAAUCGGAAAGACCGAGCUGGCCAAGCAGGUGGCACGUUACAUGCACAAGGAUGUCAAAAAGGGGUUCAUCCGCAUGGAUAUGUCUGAGUUUCAGGAAAAACACGAGGUAGCGAAGUUCAUCGGCUCGCCACCAGGAUACGUCGGACACGAGGAAGGCGGCCAGCUGACCAAGCUGCUGAGGGCGUGCCCGAACGCCGUCGUCCUGUUUGACGAAGUGGACAAGGCUCACCCUGACGUGCUCACCAUCAUGCUGCAGCUCUUUGACGAGGGUCGUCUUACAGACGGCAAGGGGAAGACCAUCGAGUGUAAGGACGCCAUCUUCAUCAUGACCUCCAACGUCGCCAGUGAUGAAAUUGCCCAGCAUGGACUCCAGCUGCGGCAGGAAGCCGAAGAGGUCACCCGCAGGAAGCUGGCUGAAAAUCUCGAGGACGUACAGAAAGGCGACGACAUCAGGAUUUCCCGACACUUUAAGGAAUCUGUCAUCCGCCCAAUCCUGAAGGCACAUUUCCGCAGGGACGAGUUUCUGGGCCGGAUCAAUGAGAUCGUCUACUUCCUGCCAUUCUGUCACUCCGAGCUGCUCCAGCUGGUCAGCAAGGAGCUGAGCUUCUGGGCGAAGAAGGCCAAGCAGCGCCACGACAUCACGCUCCAGUGGGAUCGGCCCGUCCUGGACCUCCUGGCGGGCGGGUACAACCUGCAUUACGGCGCGCGCUCCAUUAAGCACGAGGUGGAGCGCCGCGUGGUCAACCAGCUGGCGGCGGCCUACGAGCAGGAGCUGCUGCCCAAGGGCUGCACGCUGCGCCUCUCCGUCCAUUCGGAGGGCCGCGAGGAGCGGAACCCGCCCGGCCUUCGCCUGGAGGUGGUCGGGGACGACAGCUCGGCCAGGACGCUGGACAUCCGCCCCCCGCUCAGCCCGCAACACUAACGGUCGGGAAUGUCUUUGAGCGAUCCAAGUACCUCACGUCACUGCACGUCACUGCCUCCCAACUUUCACUGCACAUGUACAGCGCUAUUGUGACUUACAAGUUCCCCCAAAUUGGGAGGGUCCACACACACCCCCCCCCUCCCCCCACCAAUCCCCCGACGUUACAAUAUCCCAGAUGUGACGAUCGGUCACAAUUGUAUUUCCACGCACUCACCGAGAUGCUGAGCCAUGUCAAUACUGUAUAUACAGUGUAUUGUUUUACAGUACGACCGUAAUUCCCGGCCUACAAAGCACGCGGUUAUAAGCCUCGUCGAGUACAUUUGUAAAGGAAAUACCAUCUGGUAGCCCAAAGUGCCCACAUUGAAACACGAGAUAUUUACAGACAGUGCACAGAAAGAGUUUAAUGCUAGCGCCCUCGCGCUAACGCUAGUGCCGCGCCAACGCUAGCGCUGUGCUAAUGCUAGCGCCGUGCUAACGCUAACGUCGCGCUAACACUAGCGCCGUGCUAACGCUAGCGCCGUGCUAACCGGGUGUUUCCAUACAAUACAGUGUUUUUUUUUUUUUUUUUGUUUUUGUGUUUAUUAAAAACACAUCUACGAUGGGAACUUAAUGACACUUCAAUGGGGAAAAUCAAUUACAAAUAAUUGAAGCGGCGAGUUUAGUCACGGAAAACGAACUCGUGAGUCAAGGUACCGCUGUACUAUGAAAAAAAAGAGGGAGGUACAAGUAGUGUAUAGAUAUAUAGAUAUAGAUUCAAUGCCAACUUGUCAUUCAUGUAAAUUAUUAGGUAGCACACUGCUGUUAAAGCACAGUGAUUAAAAUAUGUAUAAAAUAUUGACAAGAUUCUAUUUGUCACAUGUGUUUGUUUGCAGUCAUAGACGAGGUCGUAGGAGCCAUUAAAAAAUGUGAAUGAUGGAUGUUAUUUAAAUGUUAUGAUGAUGAGUGAUCUGCUGUGAAAGAUGUAUUUUUUUUUUUUGUAUUUUAUUUUAAAGCAAAGCUGCUUUGGCUGUUUGUCGUUCACUUCCACAAGCGAGCAUAAAAUGGCGUCACUCAAUCCACUUGAAUUAUUACAUUAUAAAAUGUGAACCGCUCCUCAUUAUGCACGCUAAUCGUGAGUCGUUACGUCGCCGUCGCGGGAUUGAACGGACGGAUCGGGAUCGUUUGGACGAGCGCGGUGUGAUGUCUGUCGUGUCGGCGCGUGCGCCAAAACCCACGAUGGAAAUAAAAAGUCCAUUCCG
Molecule: messenger RNA, 3450 nt
Organism: Syngnathoides biaculeatus (alligator pipefish)
Lineage: Eukaryota; Metazoa; Chordata; Actinopteri; Syngnathiformes; Syngnathidae
Gene: clpb
Product: ClpB family mitochondrial disaggregase
Exons: 16
Coding region: 191-2212 (673 amino acids)
Biological process (GO): cellular response to heat
Cellular component (GO): cytoplasm; mitochondrion
Molecular function (GO): ATP hydrolysis activity; protein binding; ATP binding
Source: RefSeq, a predicted model, not a curated record